AGUGCUACGUUUCAUUACGGUAGUCGUCCCAACUAGCGGCUCGUGAAGCAGGAGCCCAGACGGAAUUAUCAACAGCAGACACCGCGGAGUUGCCGUCCAAGAUUGAUGUCUUUACUUCUUCUCGGACCGCGCAGACAUUUCCAUCCAGACCGACAGACCUCUACGGCUACUCCGGCCCGCCCACCCUCUCCCGGUACCGUGCGGCUGCAGCGACCGUCAUCUCAGCCUCAAAACUAACGGGAUGACGGAGAGAACCAGCCUCCCCACGUACUGGCACGGCGAGGCAACGUUCACGGGCUGCAGGAAUUUCUACCAGCACUGAGGCUGCGACUUGGAGAUUUGAAGAGGAACUUUGGACCCGUGGUUGAAUGAAGCUGGAGGGAUUGGUGGACUACCCUUUAGCUCGAGGCGGUUGAACUAGAUCACAACGCUGAAACACUGAGAAAUGUGGCACACUCAAGUAGAUAAUAGUCUCUCUCUAUUAGUGUAAUCGGGUCUACCGCAGGCCUCGUCAGAUGUAAAACAGCUGGAUUAUCAGGCCAUCAAUAUCAUGGUUAAUCUGUCAUCAUGACGGUUGGCGUCUCCGUCACCUUGUGUCUCAGGACUACAGCGGCCUAACAGACAUUCUGGGAAAGAACGGAGCUACUGGAGGGCACCAUGGACUACCAUGCCGAGUGCUGCUUCAGCGACUUCGAGGAGGGUCAGGGCGGCCCGGACGAGCCGCCCCUCCACAGCAUCCACGCACCCAACCGGAUCCGCCCGUCCUCCUACCGAGCCCUGAGGAGCGCUGUGUCCAGUCUGGCGCGCAUCGACGACUUCUUCUGUGAGAAGAUAGGUUCGGGCUUCUUCUCUGAGGUCUUCAAGGUGCAGCACCGGAUCACGGGGCAGGUGAUGGCGCUGAAGAUGAACACUCUGGCGAGCAACAAAGCUAACAUGCUCCGAGAGGUGCAGCUCUUGAACCGGCUUUGCCACCCCAACAUACUCAGGUUUCUUGGGGUUUGUGUGCAUGAAGGUCAACUCCACGCCCUGACUGAGUAUAUAAAUGGAGGCAACCUGGAGCAGCUGUUGGACAGUGAUCUGUUCCUGUCGUGGUGCGUCAGAAUUGGUCUGUCUCUGGAUAUCUCCCGAGGGCUGCAGUACCUGCACAACAAGGGCAUAUUCCACAGAGACCUCACUUCCAAGAACUGUCUGGUUCGCUGUGAUAACGGCAUGUUUACUGCUGUGGUGGGAGACUUCGGCCUAGCAGAGAAGAUCCCUGAUUACAGUGAUGGAGUAGGGAAGCAGCCUCUGGCCAUCGUGGGCUCCCCCUACUGGAUGGCCCCUGAAGUUCUGAGAGGGGAGCUGUACGAUGAGAAGGUGGACGUGUUUGCGUACGGCAUCAUCCUGUGUGAGAUCAUCGCUCGGAUUGAAGCCGACCCUGACUUCUUACCCAGGACAGAGGACUUUGGUCUGGACGUGGAUGCGUUUGAGAACAUGGUUGGGGAUUGUCCAGCUGCAUUCUUAAGCCUCGCUGUCACCUGCUGUAAUAUGAGUGCAGAGAGGCGUCCCUCAUUCUUUGACAUUGUCUUCACAUUGGAGGGCAUGGAGAGAGAAGAAGAGAGAGAGACGGCCAUUGCACUCGACCCAGUGGCGGUAGAAGCUAGCCCGUAUCGGCGCUGCAGCUCUCCUUGUGACCGAAGCCAGCAACGGCAAGGCUUGGCGAGGAGCCAGUCAGACAUGUUACCCCCGGCCACCCUGACUCCUCCUCUCCUCGGGACCCCCGUGCGAGUCAACCCCUUCUCUCUCAGACAGGACCUAAAUGGGGGGCGUUGUAAACUUUUAGACACUCCUAGCAAGUCCGUCAUCUCCCUGACCUUUACCCUCCCUGCGCUUCGCGACCCGUGUUCCUCCCCUCAACUUCUCAGAGGGAUGCCUGGGACGCAAGCUCUGCCGAGGAGAUGCCAGUCGCUCCCCUGUACUCCAGAGCUCAGCCGGACUGUAGCCUUGCCACGAGAGACUGAGGGGAAGGAGGAGGAAAAGGAGGAUGAUGUCAGAGCGGCGCUUAGAAGAGGGACAGUGGAGGACGACAUGAGGAAGGAGACAGGGCUGUCAGAGAAGACAGGUGAAAGGUUGCAGGUCAAGCAAAUGAAGAUAACUGAGAAGAGAGAGUUGUUGAAGGAGGAGGAUGGGAUGGGAGAGGAUUCAGGGCUUCCUGUGGAGCUGGAGAUGGUGUCUCUGAAACAGCUACAGGAGGUGGAGGAAGAGGAGGGUGUAUGUCUAACAGAACCCAUGGACUGUACCAAAUCUCCAGAGCCAGCCAAUGGAGUCAUGGACUCCACACCUAGAAGACCCCUGCUCAGCUCCGCUUGUUCCUCCUUACAGACCAAUGGCUGGCGACUUCCCAUUUCCAACGGACCGCCCUCUUUGCCUGCUCUGCCACGAUUGGACAACAACAACGGCUCGUCCCUUGUAAUUGGCCAGCAGGUACAGUGGGGUGGAGGAGGGCGUGCUAACGGUUACAGCGGAGCCCAGGUCCAGUCCUUUGACCCUAGUGGCCACUCUGAGCAGGAUGAGGUCAUUUCCUGUCCAGGCUGCUGUCUGGUAGGUCUCAGUUUUCCCUCUCUGUGCCUCCGUGGUUCAGCUGCUCUACCUGCCCCCCGCCGAAGGGCUUCGUUACCACGGCAGCGACCCUACCGCAACCUCAACGGUACCAUAACUGGUGGCAGCACUUCCUUGUCAACAACGGCCUCCACAGCAGCCAAAGCUCUACUGUGUCGCAGCACAAAUGGACUAGUAGUUGGGGGGGCCUCGGUGCCAUGUGAACCCGGCCGGUCCCUGCCCGAGGCCCAGACAUAGAGGUGGAGUGCAACGCGUCAUGUUGGAAUGCAACGCAUCAUGUUGUGAAAACCACGCCCAUUAAAGGGGAAAACAAUCGGCAACACAAUAUGAAACCAAGGUCUGAAGGGCUAACAAAAUGCUAGGAACUAGCUAAAAUGAUAGAUUUCAGCAUAUCAGAGGAUGCUUUUAUCAACCUAUGUCUACCAGGGGUGUAGCUCAUAACUAAAAUGUUGAUGGAACAAGUUAGCUGUCAGCAAGCUAAUGUUAUCUAUGUUUCUGCAAGUUGCUGUAGCAACGCUAAGGCAAACGUAAUAGGGCAUUGCUUUCUGAUGUAUCCACAUUCCACAAUGACAUGAGUUGCAAACUGUCAAAAUACACAGUACAAAGUUGAUGGAGAGUCAUCAACUGUUUACUUCUCCGGUGGGGGCGGGACUUAAUUGUGCUGUUCCUCUUUGAGCCUGCAGAUUUUGAACACGUGACACGCACCAGCACUAAAUAUUAGCGCUCGGGCUAAGCAACACUAAAUGUUGCUGUGCUAACUUUGUGAAGCCAAUGCUGAGAUGCCUAAAGAGGUAAAGCAGUGCUGAACCUACCAGGGUUCUAAUACAAUGGGCUGAGCCGGGCUACAAACUGAACACUGAACAGUCAAGGUCAACUACACUCAUCACUGCUGGUCCCUAAACACUGUUUGUGAUUAUAUGUAAUUGACAGUAGCUACAGGGGCAAUAUUUAUAAAAUUAAUAAAGAUGAUUUAUAUCCUACAUUUUUAUAGCAGUUGACCUGCCCGUGUGUGUGUGUGUGUGUUUGUGUGAGAGAGAGAGAGAGAGAACAAGCUAAUAUCUGUUGCUUUGGGGUACUUUGCAGUAAGACACCAGGCUUUUACUUGACGAUGCUUUAUUUAAAUCUGCUACCGAUGUUUGUAAUGCGUGUGUGUCUGUGUGUGUGCUUCUGGCCCAACUAUACACACCGUUCAUUCUUUGACAUCCACUCCCCCUCACAUGUAUCUUGUGUGUUUACAUGUGCAUUUUUAUUACACCGAUUUAACUUAAAUGUGAUAUGUGAAGCCGGUAUGCAUAUGUAUUGUACAGAUCAUUCCACACACUGUGUGUGUAAGUGCUUUUGAACGGAGAGUAGAGUGACAGAUUCUUGCAGGAUUACUUUUUCAUCCCGUCAUUUUGAUGUUAAACCGGUUCUCGCUUUAUGUUCUUUUCUUCUUCUAUACAGCCAUAAAUCUGCGUGCAAUAAUCUGGUAAUAAAGAAAUAUGGUUGUGCACAAACU
This is a messenger RNA of Cyclopterus lumpus (lumpfish), 4096 nucleotides long. Its product is annotated as dual specificity testis-specific protein kinase 2-like. The transcript is spliced from 11 exons. Bases 658 to 2835 code for a protein of 725 amino acids. Gene Ontology annotation, cellular component: nucleus; cytoplasm. NCBI's taxonomy places the organism in Eukaryota, Metazoa, Chordata, Actinopteri, Perciformes, Cyclopteridae. The record is from RefSeq and is a predicted model, not a curated record. Gene Ontology annotation, molecular function: ATP binding; protein serine/threonine kinase activity. Gene Ontology annotation, biological process: actin cytoskeleton organization; protein phosphorylation; positive regulation of stress fiber assembly.